Messenger RNA from Epinephelus fuscoguttatus (brown-marbled grouper), 6497 nucleotides. Its product is annotated as autophagy-related protein 16-1-like. NCBI's taxonomy places the organism in Eukaryota, Metazoa, Chordata, Actinopteri, Perciformes, Serranidae. Gene Ontology annotation, biological process: autophagosome assembly; negative stranded viral RNA replication. Gene Ontology annotation, molecular function: protein binding. The coding region runs from base 193 to 2058 and encodes 621 amino acids. The record is from RefSeq and is a predicted model, not a curated record. Gene Ontology annotation, cellular component: autophagosome membrane. The transcript is spliced from 21 exons.
ACCCAGGCGGAAGUGUGUGGUCGGAUCCAAAAUGGCGGAGAACUGGAGCGAGUUGCAGCUGAAGAGGCUGAUGUCGGUGAAGAAGAGGAACCGGAGCGUUUAACAGCGUCAGAACCGUCAACGGGCGGCAGCAGCGGGAUUACCGGGCAGUGUACGCCGCAGUCAGGAGGGUCUCCGGUAGAUGGUGUGGCGAUGGCGGAGCGGCGGGCGGAGUGCACGUGGAAGAGACACAUCUCAGACCAGCUGAAGCUCAGAGACCGAGUCCAGAGACAGGCCUUUGAGGAGAUCGUCCUCCAGUAUAACCGUCUCCUGGAGAAGUCCGACCUGCAGGCUGUUCUUUCAGAGAGAUACCAGACGGACAAGUAUGACGUCCAGAGAGGACACGAGACCAGCUCGGCGGCAGACUGGAGCCGCAGCGACGUGCUGCAGCAGGAAAUGUCUCAGAUGAGAAUCAAACACCAGGAGGAACUGACGGAGCUGCACAAGAAACGAGGAGAGCUGGCUCAGAGUGUGAUCGAACUCAACAACCAGAUCCAACAGAAGGACAAAGAGAUCCAGAGCAAUGAGGCCAAAAUGAUGGAGUACCAGCAGCAGAUCUCAAGUCUGGAGGGAGAGUGCCGAGAGCUGAGGAGCUACCUGCAGGACCUGGAGAGGGCCAACCAGACGCUGAAGGACGAGUACGACGCUCUGCAGAUCACCUUCUCUGCUCUGGAGGAGAAACUGAGGAAGACCACCGAGGACAACCAGGAGCUGGUGUCCCGCUGGAUGGCCGAGAAGGCUCAGGAGGCCAACAAGCUCAACGCCGAGAACGAGAAGGACAGCAGACGCAGACAGGCUAAGCUGCAGAAGGAACUGGCCGAUGCCGCCAAAGAGCCUCUGCCCAUCGACCCGGACGAUGACAUCGAGGUCCUGGCAGAGGAUGGAGGGAAGGGCGGCGGAGAGACCUCACCCAACAGGGCGCUCAGCAGGACUCCCAGUAAGAAGAUGUCCCAGCCUCCUCCUGGUGGUCUCUUGGACUCCAUCUCCAACAUCUUUGGCGUGUCUGAGUGUGUCCAGCCUGGACUCGUCCCACCACUCUCCAGCAGGCGUCGAACAGCCAACUCCUUCAGCACGUCACCUGAAAACACUGAGGCCCCCUCAGGAGUGUGUGCGGAGGUUCGAGUCCCCUCAACAGCUCUCCACGUGUUUGAAGCUCACGACGGUGAGGUGAACGCAGUGAGGUUCAGCCCCGGCUCUCGUCUCCUAGCAACGGGAGGGAUGGACCGCAGGGUGAAGCUGUGGGAGGUGGUGGCCGGUCGCUGUGAGCCUAAAGGAGCUCUGACUGGCAGUAACGCUGGAAUCACCAGCAUUGAGUUCGACAGCGCUGGAUCGUACCUGCUGGCAGCGUCAAACGACUUUGCCAGUCGUAUCUGGACUGUGGAUGACUACAGACUGAGGCACACCUUGACAGGUCACAGCGGGAAGGUGCUGUCAGCUCGAUUCCUAUUGGACAACACUCGAAUCGUCUCCGGGAGCUACGAUCGAACACUCAAACUGUGGGACCUUCGCAACAAAGUCUGUACCAAGACGGUGUUCGCUGGUUCCAGCUGUAAUGACAUCGUGUGCACGGAGCAGUGCGUCAUGAGCGGACACUUUGACAAGAAAGUUCGAUUCUGGGACAUCAGAGCGGAGAGUAUAGUGAAGGAACUGGAGCUGCUGGGCAGAGUCACAUCUCUGGACCUGAACCACGACCGCUCCGAGCUGCUCACCUGCUCUAGAGACGACCUGGUGAAGAUCAUCGACCUGCGCACCAACGCCGUCAGACAGACCUUCAGUGCUCAGGGUUUCAAGUGUGGAGCCGACUGGACCAGAGUCACCUUCAGUCCUGAUGGCAGCUACGUGGCCGGAGGAUCAGCUGACGGAGCUCUGUACAUCUGGAAUGUUGUGACGGGGAAAGUGGACCGGACUCUGGACCGCAACCAUAACUCUGCCAUCAACUCAGUGUCGUGGUCGCCGUCGGGAGCGUACGUCGCCAGUGUGGAGAAAGGCAGCAAGGCCAUCCUGUGGUCGGACAUGUGACUGGCUGAGGGACCUGCUGCUGCUGCUGAUGAUGAUCAUGAUGAUGAUGAUGAUGAAGGGACUGUGGACAGGUGGAGACAGAGAGGACGAUGAAGGGUGUGACGGACUCCUUGUUGUUGAACUCAGACAGACUGAUGGGGACUGAGUGGACUCUGCCGUCACGUUUACGUUUUAGAGCUUUUAACAAACUGCCGUCUUCAUCCAGCCGGAGGUGAAAGGGUUAAUAAUAAAGUCUUCAUGUCCAGCCCGAGGUGUCUGUCUGUCUGUCUGUCUUACCUAAAUCACAUCUGCACCGUCACUUCCUGUUUACUUCCUGUUGUGUGUCUGAAGGUUCCUGAUGCGUCCAGCAGGUGUCUCUGUCACACAGGUGUGAUGAUGUCACAUCCUGGCCUGCAGCUCUGAGGAUGGACCAGUCACUGAAGGGUUAGAAUCAUCACAACACAAUCAUAAAAAAGAGUCAGUAUGAAGGCACUGUUGGCUGCUCAGAGGAAACACUUAAAACAAACAGGAUGUUCAACAAACAAACAAACAGAUGUUCAACAAACAAACAAACAAGCAGGAUGUUCAACAAACAGGAUGUUCAACAAACAGGAUGUUCAACAAACAAACAGGAUGUUCAAGGAUUAUAAAGGACGACAAAAUAAAAACAUCAAACAAAAAGUCUUAAAGCUGUAGAAUCUCUUAUCUUAAAUUAAAGCCUUCAUUGAUUUUAUAAUGUCUCAUAUCGUAUAAUCCCACAUGUGACAGAGGAUUUUUGAAUGUUUUUCUUGAUGUUGUGUUUUUGAACCUUAACAGCUUUUUUCUUAUUUUUCAAAAUAUAAUUUACCAAACGCCUCUCAGAAUUAUAUCACUGACUAAUCAUAUUUUAUGUUUUUUUUUUAAUAUUUUGCAAAGUCGUCUCUGACACUGAAAAAACUUUUAUUUCCCUCAGUAAUGUUUAUUUAAAAACUGCUCUUUAUUCAGAGUGGCAUUAAAAAUCUGAGAACAAACUGAAAAGUUUCAGACGAACAGAAUUAUAAGAAAUAAUCAGUAUGAAACAUGUAAAUAAAAUAAAAUAUAAAUGUGCCUCAUGUUAAAGUGUUUCAACACGUCAGGACUGAAGAUACUGAAAAUAUAAAAAUAUAUAAUCACUUUGCUCAGGCUGAACAAUAUAUUCCUCAAAAACUUGGUCCCUUAACUUAAGUCACCAGAGUUUAGUGUGAUUAAUAAACUAAACAAAAAUAAACUUUAAAGUUCUCAGUUGAGAGAGAGAGAGAGAGAGAGAGAGCGCUGAUGUCAGUAGACAGACUGCUGAGUCAGACUGACAAACUUAAUCGGCUCAGCAGAGACACAAACACGUCUGUUGAUGGGACACUCACACUGUCAGACUCACAUCAAUCAUUAUUGAUUAUUAAUAAUGUGAACACACUCAAACUUAAUUAAAAGCUGAAAAUCAAAGAAAUCUGAUCAACAGCUUUAGACCUCACAAAACACCUUAAGUUUUCAAGGUUUUACUUAAAAGCCUUAAAUCUAAAAAUUACCCUUAAGUUUUCCUUAAAAUUCAACCUAGGAAUUUAAGUUUUUUUCCUGAUUUCGAUCUUAUAAUUAAGGGAGCCUUCGAAGUUAGUUUAACUAAAAACAUUCUUAAAGACCAAGUUAAGGUUUUCCCUUAAGUUAUAAUUCGAAGGAAAACUUACGGAGAACACUUGAGAAUUUAAGGAUCUCCUUGUCUAUAAUUAAGGAAUCCCUUAAAUGUAGUUUAACCAUUGUAUAAAGACCUUAGAUAUCACAAGCACAGACAAGUGGUCAUCAUGGUAACAGUCGAAUAUUACUGCUGUAAAAUGUUCGAUUGCACUAAAUGGCUGAACAUUUUCCCUUAGCUAAGGAAACCUAAGGGAUUCUGUACAGCAUCCUUCAGUAAGUCCCUCAGCUAAGGAGAAAUUAAGCCUUAAGUGUCAUAGCUAAGGAGAAAACUGACCGUUGUCAUGAUGAAGAGUUAAAAUGUUUCUACUUUCUUGUCUUCAUCGCAGCAGAUCUUUGUCUCUAUACAGAUAUCGUCAGCUCACCUCCACAUGCGGCAACAGUUCUGUAACUGACCUCCUGAAGAGGGGCAGGUGCUGGGUGGGUGUGGGGAGACUCACGAGCCCUGGGCCGAGCACCACCGUGUUGAAACUGUGUAGAAGCCGUGUCGGAGCUGUGUAGAAGCUUUGUCGCAGCUGUGUAGAAGCUUUGUCGCAGCUGUGUCGAAGCCGUGUCGGAGCUGUGUAGAAGCUUUGUCGCAGCUGUGUCGAAGCUGUGUCGGAGCUGUGUAGAAGCUAUGACAGAGCUAUGUUGUAGCUGUGUCGAAGCUAUGACGGGGCUAUGUUGUAGCUGUGUCGAAGCUAUGACGGAGCUAUGUCGAAGCUAUGUCGAAGCCGUGUCGGAGCUGUGUAGAAGCUAUGACGGAGCUAUGUUGUAGCUGUGUUGUAGCUGUGUCGAAGCUAUGACGGAGCUAUGUUGUAGCUGUGUCGUAGCUGUGUAGAAGCUAUGACGGAGCUGUGUCAAAGCUAUGUCGGAGCUGUGUCGAAGCCGUGUCGGAGCUGUGUAGAAGUUUUGUCGCAGCCGUGUCGAAGCCGUGUCGGAGCUGUGUAGAAGCUAUGUCGGAGCCGGGUAGAAGCUUUGUCGCAGCUGUGUCGAAGCCGUGUCAGAGCUGUGUAGAAGCUAUGACGGAGCUAUGUAGAAGCUAUGAUGGAGCUUUGUAGAAGCCGUGUCGGAACUGUGUAGAAGCUAUAACGGAGCUGUGUAGAAGCUAUAACGGAGCUGUGUAGAAGCUGUGUCGGAGCUGUGUAGAAGCCAUGACGGAGCUGUGUCGGAGCUGUGUAGAAGCUGUGUCGGAGCUGUGUAGAAGCUAUGACGGAGCUUUGUAGAAGCUGUGUCGGAGCUUUGUUGAAGCUAUGUCGUAGCUAUGUUGUAGCUGUGUCGUAGCUGUGCAGAAGCUAUGACGGAGCUGUGUAGAAGCUGUGUCGAAGCUAUGUCGUAGCUGUGUAGAAGCUGUGUAGAAGCUAUGACUGAGCUGUGUAGAAGCUGUGUAGAAGCUAUGACUGAGCUGUGUAGAAGCUGUGUCGGAGCUGUAUAGAAGCUAUGAUGGAGCUUUGUAGAAGCUGUGUUGAAGCUAUAUUGUAGCUAUGUUGUAGCUGUGUAGAAGCUAUGACUGAGCUGUGUAGAAGCUGUGUCGAAGCUGUGUAGAAGUUGUGUAGAAGCUGUGACGGAGCUGUAUAGAAGCUAUGACGGAAUUGUGUAGCAGCCGUGUCGGAGCUGUGUCGGAGCUGUGUAGAAGCUAUGACAGAGCUGUGUUGAAGCUAUGUUGUAGCUAUGUUGUAGCUGUGUAGAAGCUAUGACAGAGCUGUGUCGAAGCUAUGCUGUAGCUGUGUCGGAGCUGUGUAGAAGCUAUGACUGAGCUGUGUAGAAGCUGUGUCGGAGCUGUGUAGAAGCUAUGACGGAGCUGUGUCGGAGCUGUGUAGAAGCUGUGUAGAAGCUGUGUCGGAGCUCUGUAGAAGCUAUGACAGAGUUGUGUCGAAGCUAUGUCGCCUUGUUGUGACUGAGUUGCUUAGAGCAGGUCUCUUGACUGGUGUUGAUUUUUAUGCACCUAACAGCAGUUUGGAGUACCUGGCCUUCAUGGAGUCAUUGGGAGGUGUCCUGGAAGCGGUGCUGGCUGGGGACUCAACUGGGGGACUUUGACGCUCAUGUGGGCAAUGACGGAGAUGGUGUUUUGUUAUUGGACUUCUGUGUCAGUCAUGGCUCGGCCAUAAUGAACACCAUGUUUGAGCACGAGAGGUUCCUGAGUGUACCUGGUACCAGAACACUGUAGUCAAAGAUCAGUGAUCGACUUUAUGGUAAUAUCUUCAGAUCCGCGGCUGUAUGUCUCAGACACUCGGGUGAAGAGAGGAGUAGAGCUGUCAGCUGAUCACCACCCGGUGGUGAGUUGGAUCAGUUGGCGGGGGAGGCUGCAGGACGUAGCUGGUAAACCCAAACGGUGUUGGACUUAUCAAGCAUUUAUUGAGAGCCUUGUGUGUUUUUCUUUUAUUUGCUGGUUUCAUUGUCUUUCAGUUAAAGACAGAAACAUCCUGACCAGUACUGUUAAGUCCUGCUCUAAGAUUAUCGGAGUGAAAUUACGAGGCUUAAGUUCCUUCUGCAACCAGCAAAUCCUCCAAAAAGCAGGGUGCAUUUUAGCCUCCCCGACUCAUGUUCUUGCAAGUGAAUUCUCUCUGUUGCCUUCAGGAUGCCACUAUCCUACCUGUGUGUAAAACAAAAUCUUUUUUUUUUCUUUUUUUUUAGGCUAUCAUAGGCUCUUUCAUAUGAUGUUGUCUGAUGUCUGAUGUACUUAUUAUUUAUUGUGUGCCAUGUAGGCUACAUGUAUCACAACAACCUGCUGCUCAUAACUAAUUGCCCCUUGUGGGAUUAAUAAAGUUGUUUGAAUUGAA